Molecule: messenger RNA, 1664 nt
Organism: Microstroma glucosiphilum
Lineage: Eukaryota; Fungi; Basidiomycota; Exobasidiomycetes; Microstromatales; Microstromataceae
Product: WD40 repeat-like protein
Exons: 5
Coding region: 89-1282 (397 amino acids)
Cellular component (GO): catalytic step 2 spliceosome
Molecular function (GO): protein binding; RNA binding
Source: RefSeq, a predicted model, not a curated record
CUCGUCCUUCCGUGCGUGCCAAUACCCAACACGCCAUACGUACGUACACCCAGGUAGCCCUCAGCCUCCCUCAUCAAGCUUCGAUAGCAUGGCAACAAAACGGCCGCCUCCCGCUGCCUCGUCCUCCCUGGUGAAGCGCAGUCGCGUAGAAGACGAGGAUGGGUCCGAUGCAGCCGCCUCUUCUUCUCUCGUACCCAUCACUUCCUCCCGAGACGGAAAGGACAAGGGACUGGUACGGUCCGUCAAGAGGACAAGUGGCCUGUCGGAUCCUAUCCUGAGCCUGAAUGGAGGUCAUCAAGGAGAGAUACUCGAUGUGAAGUUCUCCUUGGAUGGAGAGUACAUUGCAGCUGCUGGAGGCGACAAGUCCAUUUCGAUAUGGAAGACAUACUCUCCGAACAACCACGUCACAUCUCUCCAAUCUCACAAUAAGGCAGUGAUAUGUCUCGCAUUCCUUCCUCCGUCCACAAAGACCAUCAACGGCUUCCCCUCUUCCACCUCUUCCCUCCCGCUCCUCCUCUCCGGAUCAGCAGACUCAACCCUCAUCCUCUGGUCACCUCUCUCUCCGCCGCCGAAUAACAAGCUGAGGAGAUUCAGGCAUCACAAGGGCAUUGUGAAUUGCGUUGCUCCUUCCCCAGCGGAUGCAACACUGUUUGCCAGUGGAUCGGAUGAUGGAGACGUGUGUAUCUGGAAUACGGAAGAGAAGCAGCCCUUGGAGUCAUUGAAAGUGGGAUACCCAGUGACUGCACUUGAGUGGACAAAAGAUGGCAGUGGGCUCUUUGUGGGCGGUAUUGACAAUCAGAUCCAUCUCUACGACCUGCAUCGCAAGCAAAUUCUCUACUCUUUAAAUCUUCACACAGACACAAUCACGUCUCUCACUCUCUCACCCUCCGGCUCAUACCUCUUCUCCUUCUCCCUAGACUCGACCCUCAGAGUCUGGGAUGUACGUCCCUUUGCCAUCUCCUCUUCGAAUGGCGAUGCAGCAGGGGAGGUCAAUGAAGAAGAUCGGGCUAGUCAGGAGAGACUGUAUAGGACGUUGAGUGGUGCCUUAAAUGGCGCUGAUGCGCUGUUGAUCAAAGGAGGAUGGAGCAGAGAUGGGAGGAGGAUCAUUCUGGGAAGUGGAGAUCGGACAUGCGUCGUAUGGGAUGUCGAGUCCGAAAAGAUCCUAUACAAGCUACCAGGCCAUCGCGGAACAUGUACCGCCGCCGCCUACCAUCCCAAGGAGCCCAUUGUCGUCUCGAGCUCGACGGACGGGCAGCUCUUACUGGGAGAGAUUGAGCCAUAGUCGAUUGGGCGGCAGUCGGGGCAAGGGCCAGGGCAAGGUGGGGAAAAGGGGGCCAGAGGGGCACAAUGCGUCGGUACGCCUGUCGUGGCCGCUGCUUCUUGGCCGUACCAUGGCAAAUCGAUAGGUCAUCGGCGCUCAGGCAGGCGCAAUCAAUUUGUCAUUUCACCACAUGUUCGAUUCGAGUAAAGAGUGGGACAGUUCAGAGAAAGAAAAGACAUGUGUGGGGGGGAGAGUGAGAAGGGUAGAGGCGAGUCGUCCCAUCAAGGAUUUCUCGACUGCUCGCAUGGGCUGUUCUGAUGGAACUUGUCUCCCCUGCAAAGAUUCGCCGCCUGUCACCUUCAGCCCAGCAGAGCUGCUCGCCAAUCGACCAUUUCCAAGUCUC